AUUUAGCACCUUUUUCCAAUGUUGCGGUACUUAUUGUUUGUUGUAUGCAAUGUGUUAAUGUUACCUACACCGUUAUCUUGCAUUCUUACAGAGAAUAUGAUAUCAGAAUCUAUAGCGGCUUACCAAAUCAAUUUCGAGUUAUCAAUUAUACCCCAUGCAAGCUGAGUUUUUCCUUCCUGUAAUUCAACAUUGACCCUGAGAUGUCAAGUCAUCAUUCACUUAGCCCGCGGAAAAUCUGUAGUAACCAAAGCCAACCUGAUAUUAGAAGGCAUGAAAAUUCAUGUAAUUCAUUGAUUAUCGGUGUAUCCACUAGCAGCGAAAUUAGUGAUAGUCAUAAUUCAGAACCCGAAAUUAUUGAAGACAAACCUCCUAGUCCUUUGUCACUUCAACAAGAUGGUGUUUUCUCUUUAGUUCAAAGCCCACCCUUUGAAAAUGAUCAGUUGGAUUCUGUUUCUCCCGAAAAUCUGCUUUUGAAUCUACUUAUUGACUCAAACAAUCAAACAUUAAUUAACCUAUCUGAAAUUGAUUCCACUGUUGCUGACCAAAAACGCGAACUUGCCCCUAUCACAAAUGUACGGAAUCCUGAUCUGCAAAAUAUGACUCCAUCAGAAAGAGCAAACUCAGUCUCUGGUGAUAUAUCAAAUCCAAACUGUUCACAUGUAGUUAAAAGUUUUCGAAAGCCGAAAUACAGUCUACGUGAUGGCGUUUCACAGCAACCCAUUACAGAUUACAUCUCUGCCUCAACUAUCGGAAGCUCAGACCCUGUCUUUUCCUUGACAACCAGAGAAACUAACUUAUCAUUAAUAGCAUCCAGGAAGAGUGUAAAAGAACUUUAUGGACAACCAAGCUGGUGGGGUGAUGGUGAUAGCGACUAUUCCUAUCCACAUACCUCUUCUUUUGGAAAUAAAGAAACUGUGCAUCCUGUUGUCGCUUCACGCAAAUACAGUAUGAAAACGGAUAUUAAUUUAACAUCUAAGGAAAAUUCUACUCGACCUCCUGCUGAAGCAUUUGUUAUAGAUUUUAGUUCUUCGAAACCUCGUUUAGAAAGACCUGCAUCAAUAUCUGGUAGUCUUAGCCAAUGUGUUCCUCUGAAGCUUCGUCAAGGUUUAGAUGAAAGGGAAAGGAGGAAAAAGGAGAAACAAUUAGAAGUUAGAAAGCAAUCUACAUCCGGAAUAGUAAAUAAAAAUACAGUGACUACCAUGUCAAAUUCGAAAUCCAGUACUACAACAAUACAAAGUAAGACAAAUAUGAAUGAAAUUCAGAAGAUCCGUUCUCGUGGUGCAUCAUUAUCUGCUAAAGGUUCUACAGUACGUACUUCAAACACCACCAGCAGUGUCACCGCCACAACGACUACUACCUCUGGGAGGUUAUCCAGUACAACCAUAGACAAGAAACCUCAAGUCAUUGUGACGAAAUUAGACAAGCGAAUAACUAGUAAACCUGACCCAUCGUUACGUACAGGACGGGUAGAUUGUACAACAAAUCUCACUUCUAGUAGUACAAAUGCUUCAAGAUCUAAUCUUACUGAUCGUUCUAGAGGAAGAUUAUUUAAUCAAACUAACAUUAAAGGACCUACACAGUCAAACAGAACAAAUGUUAAACCUCCAUUCUCGGUUGGUGGACGUCGAAUUUCCGCCGGUGCUGCAUCACUAACAAGUCAACGUACAGCUCCUAGCCAAUUAAAUCGAUCCAAAGUUUCAGUGGUAACACGUGGUUCAGUACACUUGUCUACUACAGGUUUAACAGAUUCACGUUCUAAUCUACGUGGGGCAUCGUCUGCAACUAGACAGUCAACUGUACAAUAUCGUGGUGUUAAUCGUAGCUUUAUGACACCGACAACAAGUUCCGAUGCAAAACAAGUAAAAACAAGAGAAUCUAUUCGCUCAAUGCCAAAUGAAAGUCCAAUCUCUUCAUCACCUAAAUGUGAUUCUCGUCGAACUUAUGAAUCACCUAUAGGAAAUAGUGCUAAAAAACCCAUAACAAGUACAUUUUUACGUCGUGGUACUACUCAAGGACGUGUUGGAAUCUGUCGUAAAUUAUCUACUGAUAAUAUUAAUCAAUACUCGAACACUAAUAAAUCUUCAUUAUGUGUCUCUGAUCGAAUAGCAUCUGUAGUUUCUACCAUUGAAGCUUACGAUGAUCCAAAAGCUUAUUUAUUUUAUCGAAUGUUUCAAGGUGUAGAAGAAAUUGAAACCACAACAACUGAUGGUAUAUUUCAAGCAUUUUCACCAUAUUCAUCAAUGGACUUUCAAAAACACUUUUCAUCUGAAUCCAAUGAUACAAAUGAACAAUUAGAUUAUCAUUUACAUGGUUAUGGCAUCAAUGAAAAAUUUCAAAAUUUUCAAACGAAUUCGAAUGUACAAAAUAAAUUUUCUGGGUUACUUUCGAUUGAUGAUGAAGAAACACCUUAUCAAGAUCUUCCUUCUCAUCGUUCUGAUUUAACAACCAUAUCAACUUCAAACAGUAGGACAUUAGCAACAAAAACUCCAAUGUAUUUAUCGAAAUGUUAUACAAAUGAAAUCCCGACAGAUCAAGCUCAAAAUAUCGUUAAAUCUUCAACUGUAUCCAAUAAUAAAAUUAACUGUACAAUACAUGAGAAUGAUGAUGCAACAAUGGAUCCAACAUUAAAAUCAAUGAACCUAUCCAUGUUUGUUAGUACUUCUGUCAUUAGUUUAACACCAAGUCAAACAGGAACUUAUGUAAUUGAUGGAGGCGAUUGUAUUGAUGAUGAUAAUGAAGAUAAUAUUAAUAAUACAAAUCAAGAUUUCUUACAGCAUUCCGAUGAGCAAAAUAUUCAUUUAUCUAAAGAUAAUGACUUAUUAACACCACGUGGAAGUCCUAUAGGAGAUAUUACGGCAGCGGGUGAAGUACUGAAUCGUCAAUCUACCAAUCGUUUGUCGAAUAAUCAACAAACAAAACAAUUGCAACAGUUUGCGAAAGAUUUUGAGAACUCCAUGUUGUCUGUUGAACAUGUACAAACACAUACAGCAGCGCAUCAUCAAUAUUCUGGGAAUAAACGAUUGAAUGAUUCCAUUUCUACAGUAGAUUUAACUAAAACCUCAUCAAUUGAGAAACCUUUAUGCAUAACUAGUUCAACUGUAUGUCUUACUGAAACUCAUGACAAUACACUACAGGAUUCUAAAAAUAAAAAAGAUGUUUUACCAUGUGUAAUUGAUAACUUAGAAGAUUCUGAUCAUGUUGGGGCCUCGUUAACUAGUUUAACACCAAGUCACACAGGUACUUAUAUUCUUGAUAUAGAUGAUACAUUAAUUGCACAAGGUGUCCUACCUGUCAUUAUUCGUAGCCGUGAAACUUUAGCUUCUUCAGUAACAACAAUCGAUUCUGGUCUAAAUGUUGAAUCAGCGAUGAAUACACACGGCGUCAUUGUAGAAAAUAUUACACCCAGAGGUAGUCCCAUUUCAAAAGAGAAAUUAUGGCAUAUUGUAGAAAAUGAUAAUGAUGAUAAAGGCAGAGACAACGACCUGGUGCUGGUCACAUCAAAUCAAAGCGGUAGACCAUACAAUAUUCCAUUUGAUAAUUGUGAUAACGAAUUAACUGGACAAUUUACAAUCGAGUCGUUAAGAGCUGAAUUUGAAGAUACGUAUAAAUUACUCCCAUCACCUAAUCAAUUUGUUGAUGGUACUGAUAGUAGUGGUAACGAUAUGAAUAUUGUGGAAUCAUCAAUACCGCAAUCCGAAUCUCAUAGAUCACAAAUGAAAACAACUAAUACACAUUCUGUACAAGGGAAAGAAUCUAAUCGAACAAUGCCCUUAGUGAAUACUUCAAAUUUUACAUUACAACAUAUAAAUUAUUUUGUUAAGCCUAAAUCAAUCAAUUGUGCUGAAGUAUCAAAUAAUCUUCAAAAUGAUUUAAUUACCAAACAAAGUAUUAUUCACAAUACAUAUACACAGAAUAAUGAAAAAUAUUCCAGUGUUCAUAUUCCCCUUAAUGAUGGAGUUUCUCUUCCAACAACGGUUAGUCUAAAAUUGCCUGAUAGUUCUUCUUCAAACUCUUCUUCAUCAAACAAUACAUCUACAUCAUCUUCAUGUUCAAAUCAUAUUUUGAAGUACAACAGAGAAUUGACAGAUGAAUUAGAUCUAAACAAUCAGAACAUUGAACGUUUUGAUCUGAUGCAUAAUUUAAAUAACGAGAAUAAUAACAACAUGAAUGAACAUCAUCAUCAUUUCGCCUAUAAUACUUAUAUAAAACGAAGAGAUUCCGAAAAUUAUGAACAUUCAAAACUUUUGUAUAAUAAUAAUAAUAAUGCCAUUCCAUUUACAACUGGGAAUCAGUUAUUCAAUGUAUCUGAGACUAUUGGAAAUCAUUGUCAUAUAACAAUUAGUAAACGAGAUAAUGCAACAAUUACAAAUGUACAGUCAAUAAAUAACAAUAGUAAUUGUACAAAAAUAACAUCUACUACACCAUUUUCAUCAUCAUUUCGUGAUCCAAAUACUAUGAAUCAAUUAUUAACAAGACUGAAUUCUAUACCUACUACUCACUAUUCUCGACCUGAUCAAUCCCGAAAUAUAAUUCGUACACAUUCAUGCAGUCGUGGAAAAUCUCGAUAUUACUCACAUGGAUCAGCAUCUGUACCAGAUCCAGCAUCUCCUGUUCGUUCAUGGUCAUCUAUAUCUUCCGGAACUGAGCACAGUUUAACAAAUCGAAUUGUUUGCAAAUCCCGUAAACAACUGAAUGAUCAAACUGAUUCCGGUUUUAUUGAAACCAGUUAUUUAAUGAAAACAUUGAAUACGAACAAGCCGUUGCCACAGAAUUCCAGUUCAACAUACCUAGGAAAGAAAUCUGAUCAUUUCCACAAUUCAUAUGAUGAUAAUCGUACAACAAAUUUAUCGCAAUAUAAUGAAGAUAUAAAAUCUAAAAAAUCAAAUGAAAUCGAUUCACGAACAUAUACACGUCGAAAGCAUUCUCGUUCUAAUGAUCAGAAUGAUCCACAGAAAUAUUUGACUACGUUAGAUGCUGAAUCUUAUCAAACUUGGGUAGCUCGAAUGUCCGAACUUGCUCAAGGUCUUAAUAGUCUGGCUAAAGAACCGCUAUUUCAAUCCGAUGGAAGUUGUAGUGAAGAGAAUAAAAAUGAAUUUGAACCAAUAAACAGAUUGUAUCCAGAUGUUAGAACAAUUAAUUUACCAUUAAUAAAUGAUAAUACACAAACUAUACCUACAUUACCAGAUAGUACUACAGAUCCAGGUCUAUCGGAAAUUGUUGAAUGUUCCGCUUUCACUACACCAUUACCUCAUCAUACAUUAGAAACAAUGUUAUCAGUUACUCCGGAAAAUUUAUCAAAUUUUCAAAAAUUUUCUCAAACUAUUUUAAAUCGUAAUAAUACUAAGAAAGUAUAUCUUCCUAUUAUACAAAAUGGUACAGAUGAAAAAUUUACUGAUUUUAUUCUUUCAUCUCAAUCAUUCCAAUUAAAUCCAAAUUUUGAUCCGGAUAGUUCUGAUCCAAACGAAUCUGCUAUUUACUAUUCACUCAUGGUUGAUACAAUCCGGUAUCUGUCUAUAAAACUACGUCAAUUCUCCGAUAAAUUAGCCUAUCGAUUAAGUCAUAAUCAACAACAAACUAACGCGAGUGGAAGUAAUACUACUGAAUUAAGUAGUCGUUUUGUAUCUACACAACAGAAUCGAGAUGAUGUACAAUCAUCAACAAAAUAUGCCUUACAUGAUACAUUUGAAAAUAUGAAAGCAGUUAAUCAACAACUUCAAGUGGUUGGCAAAUUGUUGUUUUCCAAAAAUAAUGAUAAUACUAUGAAUGAGUUAAAUCAAAUAGACAACGCUACAAGUUGUGAAUAUCUACAUAAAUUGGAACAAUUCAAUCAAGAACUGUAUCGUUUUAUACCGAUUGAACCGGCAAAUAUUCAUCAUAAUCAUAACAACAUUAAUACUACUACAACUACUGAUAAAUUUAUUCAAAUCCCAAAUACAAAUUUACAAUCAGUAUUAACUAGUGAACAACAGUUAAAUGUUGGCAGUAAAUCUACGCAUGUUAGUACCAAUCAAGUAAUGAUGAAUACAACUUCUGCGUUAAAUACACAAUUCACAACCGAUGACAAUACUAAUAGUAUUACUAUUAAUAAUAAUAGUACAUCUACACAUCUUUCUCAUCCUUUCACUUCUAUGACUACCACUACUAAUACUACUACUACCAUUACUACUGUACACUCAUCCAAUAUUCAUGUUAUCUCUUUAACUGAAAAGUCAAAUGAUAUGAUCAAUAAACAAGAGUUAUUGGAAGAUGAAUACUACUAAUCAUAUUGAUAAUAAAUAGUAUUAUUGAUAGUAAUAGACUACAGUUAAAUAUUGUAUUAUCACCUCUGUUUUUUUUGUGUGUCUGUGUUCCAUUAUUUCUUCUCUUCUUUUUGUGCAUGUGAGCUAUAUGCAAUCACGAACAAACAAACAAAAAAAAAAGAGAAUAAAUCCGGUGUAUGUAUGAUGUGCAAUAUUAUGCAAUUGAUGAAUCCAUUAAUUAUAUUUAUUUAUAAUUUGCUUCUUUUUCAUGUAUUAUCAUUUAUUUUUUAUUAUUUUGCUUCAUUGUUUUUUUUUUCAAUUAUUAGAAAUAUUUCUAAAGUGUAUUCAUUGUAAGCCUAAGAGGUUUCUUUUCCCUCUCAAAGAGGGGGUUAUUUAUCGUAUAUUUCAUUCUAUGUGCUUUUUGUUUGUCUGUUUUUUUAAAAAAAGAAAAAAAAACUAUUCACAACUAUUUCUGUGCUUAUUUACACUUACAUGUACUCUAUCAUCAUGCUCCUUAUUGUUUACCCCCCACCCUCCCUUCCUGCACCUAUACACCUCACCAUCAUUGGCCUUCUAUUGAGUAACAUGCCGUGUAUAUUUUGUUUACUGAAAGAGAAAUAAUCUAAAUUCUACAUAAUAUUUAUUGUUUACCUGUUUAUUGAUUGACACUCUUCUGUCGUUUUUUUUUCAUUUCUUAUCUAUUUAUUUUGAUUUCUUUUAUCUUAGGGAAAUUUUUCUUUUUUUUGUAUGUUCUUUUUCGGUUUAUUUGUCGUUGUUGUUUUGUUUUUUUUUUUUAAAUUAUAACAAUGUCAUUUUCUUUGAAAAUUGUUUACAUUAUGAAAUGUGAAAACUGUUGAAUAACUACUGAACAAAUGCUUCAUUCUAGUUCAAUUGUCUACUACUACUACUACUACUACUAUUACUGAAGAAGAAUCUUAAGCUAAGACGAAACAUGUGUUCUAUUGAAUACUUCUUAAUUGUCAGUAAUUAUUUUACUAGUUUUAAUCAAUUACCCAAUAUGUUAAUCACUUUUUCAAUUGAACACAAUCAUCAUCAUCAUCAUCAGUAUAAAAUAUUGUUCCGUUUGAGUUACACCUUCAUUGAAUGAAUGUAAUAGGAGUGAAUGAUAACAUGCAACAAACAAUUUGUAUUUUCCUUUUUCUAUCUAACUUAUUAUCAUUGUUGGUGAUAGUAUUUUCUCAUUAGUUCAUUAUCUAUUUCUACUAUUUCCUAUUAUUCCUUCCCUCAUCCCCCCCCUUAAAAAAAUCAACCUAUUCCAUUUUCAAAGAUAAAUUAUUCGCUGUACAAUAUUAAAUAAAUCAAUAAUGACACAGUUACCAUUUUCUUUAUUUUAUGCCUUAUUAUUAUUAUUAUUGUUGUCUAUUCUUUUGUUUAUUAAUUUGUUGAUUUAAUUGUGCAAAUAUUGAUUUUCUUUGAAUGUUUUAUUUUCAAUUUUUAUGUAUUAUGUAAUUUUAUUUUGUCUUAAUUUAUCAAUUAGAGUUAUUGUACAGAAAUAGAAGUUUGAAAGAUGAAAUGUGAAUUAUUGAGAUGCUUACUUUCCACCCCCCCUCCCACCACCACCACCACCAGCCCCCUUCCCCCAGCAAAUCUAUUUAUUAACAUGACUAACUGUAUGUAUGAAUGUUUAGUAGCUUGAAAGCAUUAAAUAUAUAUGUAUUUGUAUAUCUGUACACAUAGGUGAUAUGAAUUACUUUCUUUAUGUUGACACCCUAUUGUUGUCUGUUUGAUUUCUUUAUUUACCGGUUUGAUUACUGUAACUGUUAGAUAUUUCAUAAAUUUGAAGCUUUCAUUUUACCUACUUACAUAUAUAUAUACACACACACAUACACAUUCUCUUUCCCUAUCAAUAUGUUUCAAUUAAGUUCAAAAUAUAAUAGAGAUAUACAAUUU
This is a messenger RNA of Schistosoma bovis, 8150 nucleotides long. NCBI's taxonomy places the organism in Eukaryota, Metazoa, Platyhelminthes, Trematoda, Strigeidida, Schistosomatidae. The record is from the annotation of a GenBank genome assembly.